Aegilops tauschii subsp. strangulata is the source of this 1062-nucleotide messenger RNA. Its product is annotated as agamous-like MADS-box protein AGL66. The record is from RefSeq and is a predicted model, not a curated record. Gene Ontology annotation, biological process: positive regulation of transcription by RNA polymerase II. Gene Ontology annotation, molecular function: RNA polymerase II transcription regulatory region sequence-specific DNA binding; protein dimerization activity. NCBI's taxonomy places the organism in Eukaryota, Viridiplantae, Streptophyta, Magnoliopsida, Poales, Poaceae.
AUGGGGCGCGUGAAGCUGGCCAUCAAGCGGAUCGAGAACAACACGAACCGGCACGUGACCUUCUCCAAGCGCCGGAACGGGCUCAUCAAGAAGGCCUACGAGCUCUCCGUCCUCUGCGACAUCGACAUCGCCCUCCUCAUGUUCUCCCCCUCCCGCCGCCUCUGCCCCUUCUCCGGCCGCCACGGGGUGGAGGAUGUGCUUCUCCGGUACCUCAACAUGUCCGACAACGACCGGGGAGAACCCAUCCAGAAUCGAGAGUACCUCAUCAGCAUGCUCCAGAGGCUCAAGCGCGAGAGCGACAUGGCCACACAGCUAGCAAACCCGGGGGCAUUGAACGAGAAGGUAGAGGAGAUUCAGAAGGAGAUAUACGCGUGUCAGCAGCAGCUGCAGAUCUCCGAGGAACGCCUCAGGCUGUUCGAGCCGGACCCCGCCGCGUUCGGUUCCAUGGUUGAGAUCGACAAUUGCGAGAAGUUCCUCAUGGACAUGCUCACCCGCGUCGUCGAGAGGAAGAACUACCUGCUGAGCAACCUGGCCCCGUUCGACCCGACGGCGCCCGGGAUGCAGGGCGGGAACGAGGCGCAGAUGUACGUGCACGCGAUGAAGACGGAGGAAGGCGGCGGCAUGGGCACGUUCGCCGGCGACGCCGCCGCGCUGUGGGGCUCCGACGACGGGCAGAACCCCGGCCACCAGAUCUUCGGCGGGACGGACCCGAUGAUCUACCUCAGCGACCCGGACGUGUACGACGGCAAAUCGCAGGUGGCCGGAAUGCACGGCGGCGACGGAGACGUCGGGGGCAGCAGCCAGACGGCGGAUCCGUGGCGGCAGGCGUACAGCUGCACCGAGCUGCUCUCCACGCUCAUCCCCAACACGCCCUUCCCUCUCAUGCAGCACUGCCUGGGGCCCGACGACGGCCAGUACCUGCCGGCCAUGGUGCCGGCGGCACAGGACCAGCUCGAGGCGUCCGCCAGCUGCUCCUACAACAUACCCACCAGCGACGAGAGCGGCACGCCCGUCAUGGCGUACGACGGCGGCGGUGGCGUGCCGCCGCCCAACGUCGGCUGA